GAUAAAAUGCUCAACCUGACUUCAUAAAAGGAUCCUUAUAUUUCUUUCUUUGUUCUCAUUAUGCUAACGCGAACUCAUUGAUCCCCAAGCCCUGAUCGCUCCGAACUGCUUAGGGAGCCAUAAGCGGCGUGAAGUCGGACCGAAAACGAAAAGGGAAGGUUGAAAGGUUCCCAGAUCUACAAUAGCUCUUCCGCGAACCAACGUUUCCUCCUCAUCUCAACAAUACCCCAAAUACUCUCCUUGAAUUUGCUUUACAACCGUCUCUCCUCCAUAAACAGAGCAAUGGAGCCUCUCAACACACCCCCCGAAGCCUCCUCCUUCGUCCUCCUCGCCGACCAUCAAUCGCGCACCCCCGCGUCCUUCCACACAGGCCCGCCAGUCCUCCACUACCACAGCAAGGCAUGCAAACUCGUCAUUUUUGAGCGUGAUCUGCUCUCCGUUCCAGCGUUGAAUGCCAUCCGCGGCGCAUCUUCGAGCGCCACCAAUGGAAAUGGCGACGCUGAAGGCGAAGAAGGAAAAGAAGUCGUGAUCGAUGGUGUUGAUGUCUGGGUUACUUCUGAUAAAUUCCUCCUCUACACUCCCUCCGCCUCCACCGGCCUCACAAUCCCCUACCCCUCCAUCUCACUCCACGCCAUCCAACGCCUAAAACUCCCCACCUCGCCCUCCAACGAAGUCCAAGGCCUGUACAUGCAAAUCGCAACCCCCACACCAACUGGUCCUACCGCAGACGACGAGGAAGAAUGCAUCACCCUCACCAUCGUACCACCCACAGCACCAGAGACUCUAGGCGGGACAUCGACAAGUGAAACGGCAACUCCUACGGCCACUGGACACGCGACGGAGGAUCAGUCUGCGACGCAGGUGCUGUACGCGGCUGUGUCUGCUUGUUCGAAUUUACAUCCUGAUCCGGUCCUUCCUGGUGAUGAGGAUGAGGGCGAAGAAUGGGAUGGGGAAGGCGAUGAGGCAGUGCAGCAGAUUGGGCUCCCGCCUGCUAUGCCUGGGAGUUCGGGGUGGAUUACAGCGGACAAUAUGCAUGAAUAUUUUGAUGAAGAGGGGAAUUGGAUUGCGGGUGGGCAGGAGCCGGUGUUGCCUUUGGGACCUGGUGCUGGGACGGUAAGGACCAGGGAUGAGGAGAAUGAAACUGUUGGGCAAGAGCACGAGGGGGAGAAUGAUGAGGCUAAGUGGCAGAGAACGGACUAAACGUUGUUGCGGGGGUAAAGGGGGUUGUACUUUAGAAAAGUUACCAUGAUACAUCCAUUCUUCUAAUUACGUCUAGCUAGUAAUCAAGGAUAUCGAGACAAAAAAAAAUGCCUGCAAUAGCAUCAGAAAUAAAUUAAGACAAAGAUAUAGUGAAACCAGUCACACUUUUACAAUCAACAGCCUUGAACCCCAACAAAAGAACAGAGAACCCAGUCCUACUCCUUCAGGAACCCAUCACCAUCGUACAAACUCCCCGGCGUGGCCGCUGUCGCCCCAAUCCCCAGUCCAACUGUCUUCUUC
Aspergillus ruber CBS 135680 is the source of this 1500-nucleotide messenger RNA. Its product is annotated as Voldacs domain-containing protein. The record is from RefSeq and is a predicted model, not a curated record. NCBI's taxonomy places the organism in Eukaryota, Fungi, Ascomycota, Eurotiomycetes, Eurotiales, Aspergillaceae. Bases 283 to 1200 code for a protein of 305 amino acids. The transcript is spliced from 2 exons. Gene Ontology annotation, cellular component: cytosol; spliceosomal complex. Gene Ontology annotation, biological process: mRNA cis splicing, via spliceosome.